GAUUCCCCACUUUCCCCAAACUGCUCUCUCUCUCUAUCUUUCUCUCUCUAGAAAACGAAUAUGGUAGAGGAAUCGAAUCCAUAAAAUCAUCUCUCUCUCUCUCAUGGGUUUCGCAAGAUAAAAAAAAUCGAAAUGCCCGCGUCCUCGAUAACUUUCAUCGAUCUCACCGCUCAUCUCGUCCAUUUCUAGACCCAAACAAGCCCUAACCCUCAACACUUUCACCAAAUCCCCUAUCAACACUUUUCAGAUUGAUGUCAUCCAGUCAUUUUGGUAGCACGGGAACUAAUUCCAAGUUGGCAAGUCAAUUUAGGGAAGUUGCAUACCGGUGUUGACUUGGUUUCUCAGAUUUAAAAAAAAAAGUAGUUUUGAGGUUCAUUUCAAGAAUGGCAAAAGGCACCAGGGGAAGACGCAGAAUGGCUUCAAGAAACUGCAGGGCAACCCCAUAUCCAAUGCUCACUUGUGAACAUCAUUUAUUGCAUCCGAAUGAAAAAAAAUCAACCAUAAGCAUGCCCAAAAAAGAGUUGGAAGAUAUCACCUGCUCAGUAUGCAUGGAAUAUCCUCACAAUGCUGUUCUUCUUCUAUGCUCUUCACACGAUAAGGGUUGCCGCCCUUACAUGUGCGGCACUAGCUCUCGCUAUUCCAACUGCCUCGACCAGUACAAAAAAGCCUACACCAAAACCACAUCUCUGUCGCCACAUCACCCACCAGCGUUAACAACCAUUGGUAACGUUUUGGAUUCGUUAUCGGGUUGGCCUGUUGAGAAGCAUGGAGAAGUGGCUGAGCUGGCGUGUCCUCUUUGCCGAGGCCAAGUCAAAGGGUGGACGGUGGUGGAGUCAACUCGGGAAUAUCUUAACUGUAAGAAAAGAACAUGUAUGCAUGAGAAUUGUUCUUUUAUCGGGGCGUAUAAGGAACUGAAGAAGCAUGUUAAGUCGGAACACCCGUGUUCUAAGCCACGGGAAGUGGACCCCGAUCAAGAACAGAAAUGGCGGCGGCUCGAACGUGAGAGAGAACGCGAAGACGUGAUUAGCACGGUGACGUCAUCAAUGCCGGGAGCAGUGGUGUUUGGCGAUUACGUGAUUGAACGGAACUCGUACGGGUCAGACUCGGAUGACGAUGACGAGGAGGGCUUUGACGUGGGUGAUUUAGGGCGGGGCAACACUGGUGGUGGUUUAGAUGUGGCGGGUGAUAACAGUCUUGUUAACGUGUUUCUCUUGUUUCAUGCAUUUGGUGCUGGCGGUAACGAGGGCUCGUUUGGUAGAAAUGAAAACAAUAACGAAGGUGAAAGUGAUGAUGAUGAUGAUGAUGGUGGUGGUGGUGGUGGUGGUGAUGACGGUGGCAAUGACAUGUCACUGGUUAACCGGCUCCGCCGCCAGGGGGUUUUACUGGGGAGGUCGGGGAGGAGACGGCGGAGUAGUCAAACGUAGAUACGUGUAUAAAACGGGAUGUAAAGAAGGGAAUCAAGAAGAUGUUAAAGUUAGAAGCUUUUUAGGAGGGAUAAGAAGAGAAAUGGCAAUGGAGUUCAUUUGUAUAUGCGCACAUUUGCCUCUCAGUUUGCCAUUGGCUUCACUUCAAAUUGGAAAGAAAGUAAUUUUUUUCUCUUUUUUUUUUUUUAUUUGUGUUUGUAAUUUUUAAUGAUUCCCUUGCCCAGGACCUGUUUAUGCAUCUUCAAAACUUACUGAAUUUGAACAUUCUUUAAAUUUGAAUCACACCCAUGUAAAGAUUUGAUCUUUUGUAUUUACAUCUUUUGAAAUGUUU
Helianthus annuus (common sunflower) is the source of this 1755-nucleotide messenger RNA. RefSeq lists its product as uncharacterized. Bases 384 to 1424 code for a protein of 346 amino acids. The transcript has 3 exons. NCBI's taxonomy places the organism in Eukaryota, Viridiplantae, Streptophyta, Magnoliopsida, Asterales, Asteraceae. The record is from RefSeq and is a predicted model, not a curated record.